Messenger RNA from Styela clava, 1120 nucleotides. RefSeq lists its product as uncharacterized. The record is from RefSeq and is a predicted model, not a curated record. NCBI's taxonomy places the organism in Eukaryota, Metazoa, Chordata, Ascidiacea, Stolidobranchia, Styelidae.
UUUACCUUUUUUAGUAUGGUGAAAAUAAGUUAUGAAAAAAUAAAGAAUAGUUGAUAGAGUACAGUGAAUUGUAAUAAUUGUUCUGUUUUGUAUACAAUACGAUCAUAAUGAACGGAAUAAAAAAUAUACGUCCACGAAAGCUCCGGCCUCAGCUUUCUCUGCGACAUGUGAAUUCUCCAGUUUCGCCGCCUCCUGAUCAAAAUAUUGGAAUUAUUUGCAGUGGAGUUGUACCGAGAGAUUUAUCGAUUCACGGACAGCAGAAUAUUGAUCCCGACGUCAUCAACAGAAUAGCAAACGAAAAAAUUCGAAUUGCUGUGAGAAAUGAACAAAUAAGCCGCACAAGAAAAGGACUUAUGGGAUAUCACAGAGCUGCGAACAGUAAUUCACUUCCUCCUAUAAAAGGCAAACCAUCACGUUUUUCACUGGUGCAGGAAAUGCCAAAAAUUUACGUUUGUCCAGCUCCCAAAUUUAUCAGACAAAAUCGCCAGUCCAGCAGAUGGGAGAAAUCACGUCCACAAAAAACGUAUUUCCAUAGACAGAGAACAGCUCAGUCUCAGCCGAGCAGGUUUGGAGAAUUCAAACAGAGCGAAGCUCCAUAUAUACCCAUGCCUGUGACUAUACCUGUACAACAUGGCGUAUCUCCAGUUGAUGAAAGAUACCACGACGCAAGCGAGAUAAUAGAAAGGACAAUUAACGUGACACCGGAAAACGUAAUACUAAAAAAUGUUAACAUAUCAAACCGAAUUCCUAAAACGGUAAAUUUGAAUGAAAGUUUCGAAGCUGUUUCAGCUCAAUAUGGAAAAGAUAUAGCGCUUAAUGUAGCGCUAUCGCGGAAACGAGCUGGAAAGAAAUGGCAGACGACUCCAGCCAGAAAUAUAGCAACAACUUCCUCAUGUCAUCUUCCACUGCGCGAAGUCUAUCUCAAACCGGACGCUUCGCAAGACAAGGAAUCUUACGCUAGAUAUCAGCAGGAGAAAAUGAUACGAAUCUGGAAUUGGCUAAAGAAAUUAAAUUAUUUAGAUGACUCACAAUUACUAGAAAAUCAGAUAAAAGCUGAAAGUAUUGGUUAACUAUUUUAUGCCCGAUGUUUUCACAAAUACGAUUUUGCCGGAGAGAUUGA